Patiria miniata (bat star) is the source of this 963-nucleotide messenger RNA. Its product is annotated as adipocyte enhancer-binding protein 1-like. The coding region runs from base 1 to 837 and encodes 278 amino acids. The transcript is spliced from 4 exons. Lineage: Eukaryota; Metazoa; Echinodermata; Asteroidea; Valvatida; Asterinidae. The record is from RefSeq and is a predicted model, not a curated record.
AUGAUCGUCGAUGAACCAACUCCAAACAAUAUCCAUUGUUACGGUUACCGUGGAAACUAUGUGACGACAGCAAGCGAUAUCCCAAACAUUAGGCUCAUCGUGCCAGGGAGUGGUGCUCUGCCCGUUUUGAUCGCAGAUAUCAAAGUGAAGACCUGCUGGCUGGUCAUGAAAAACCCGCGUAAAAUGUGGGUCUUCAGUUGGACUCUGUGGCUUUUUAGUUCCUUCUUUAUUCUACCUGUGCGAGGGAACACGUGUAGUGCCAUGGUCCAGGCUGCACCCGGUGAUGAUCUGACCGCACUUCGUAACAAGGCUUUCGCGUCUUUCAGAGCCCAGUGCCGUGGUAAACGAGAUGACGUUUCUUGCUCUGUGGAGGGACCUCUCGGGAUGGAAGAUGGUCGCAUCCGGGAUGAACGCAUCACAGCUUCGUCUUUUUGGCGAAACCUCGCUAGCCACGCCCCAUCCAGGGCCAGGCUUAAUACUCAAGGAUACGCUGCAGCAUGGUGUAAUGAUGAAACUACUGAUGACAUCAGUCCGUGGAUACAGGUUGACUUCGAUGGCACAGUCACCAUCACUGGUCUGAUCACCCAGGGGCGUGGAGACAGCCCAUGCGACCAAUGGGUGACGGAGUACCAAGUGGCGUACAGCGAAGACGGUCAGUCCUGGAAUAACGUGACUGAUGCAGACGGCACACCAAUAAAGUUCCCUGGUAACAAGGACAAGAACACCCCGGUAACUACUCACCUACCGUUUGCCUUGCGCACCAGAAUCCUGCGCAUUCACCCCACUGCAUGGAACCACCAUUGCAGCAUGAGGUUUGAAGUGAUUGGCUGCUAUUAGUCAGACUCAUUACACUGCCGACGAGUGAGUGAAAUGAUUUCAACGUCAAAAGGUAGCUCUGUCGUAGAACAAAACGAAAAUAUUCAUGCUUGUAAAUACCGGCUCUACUCAAAAUUAUUUGGUAGU